Brassica oleracea var. oleracea is the source of this 2485-nucleotide messenger RNA. RefSeq names its product transcription factor LHW-like. Gene Ontology annotation, biological process: regulation of DNA-templated transcription. Lineage: Eukaryota; Viridiplantae; Streptophyta; Magnoliopsida; Brassicales; Brassicaceae. The record is from RefSeq and is a predicted model, not a curated record. Gene Ontology annotation, molecular function: protein dimerization activity; DNA-binding transcription factor activity. The transcript is spliced from 7 exons. The coding region runs from base 428 to 2236 and encodes 602 amino acids.
AUUGCCCUUUUCUCUUAUCACAGAAGAAGAAAAAGAGAGCGAUAAAGCAGCAAAAAUAAGAUAGAAGCUCCAUUGAUUAUUUCUUUUGUUUUCUUUUCACUUCAAGACUUAAACUUUUUAGCUGAAUCAAUGGCUGGAAUCCUAAAGCUCCAAGCUUGGAGUAUAUUGUGAAGAAGAAGAAAAAUCGAAUUUUCUUUUCUUUUAAUUUAUUUAAUUUCUGGAAAAUGGAAUGUAUGGGUAUGAUGAUGGCUAGUAGCUUAGAUCCUGAAAGGAAGCAAAGUGGAGGACUUAGAACAAAACAAGCUGGACGAGGAUCUUGCCGUGGAAGUUAGUCUCCUGUUUCAAUCUCCUUUUAAAGAAUUUUGAAAAUUGCAGUGUUGUAAAGUGAAGAAGAUCGUUCUUUAGUUGGAGCUGAGAGAAGGAAGCUAUGGGUGUUUUGCUAAGAGAAGCGUUGAGGUCUAUUUGCGUUAAUAAUCAAUGGUCUUAUGCUGUUUUCUGGAAAAUCGGCUGCCAAAACUCAAGCUUGCUGAUUUGGGAGGAGUGCUACAACGAAACCUCAGUUUCUGGAAAUGAGAAUGUUCAGUUGCUUACAAACAGAAUGAUGUUGAACAAUCGAAUCAUUUUGGUAGGAGAGGGGUUGGUUGGGCGAGCUGCAUUUACAGGACAUCAUCAAUGGAUACUAGCAGCAGAUAGUUUUAACCGCGGUGGUGUUCAUCCACCUGAGGUUAUUAAUGAGAUGCUUCUCCAAUUCUCUGCUGGUAUUCAGACCGUCGCAGUUAUCCCAGUUGUUCCUCAUGGUGUUGUUCAACUCGGUUCUUCCUUGCCUAUUAUGGAGAACUUGGGGUUUGUGAAUGAGGUGAAGGGUCUUAUCCUGCAACUUGGAUGUGUCCCGGGAGCUCUUUUGUCUGAGAGUUACACAACAUAUGAACCUCCUGCUGCUGAUUUUAUUGGAGUCCCCGUCUCCGGGUUAAUAAUGCCCUCUCAAAGACACAAGAUCCUCCAGUCUUCUGCGGCUUUUUUCAACUCUACUGCUUCACCAUCAGAUCAUCAAACAUUUGAAGAAGCUUCCUGUAAUCUUAUGGAUGAGCAUCUCAAGCAAGGAGAAGGAUGGCAAAAUCCAGAUGCUUGGCUGAAUCAAAACUUGUCCUGUAUGUCUAAUGUGGUCCAGUGUGAAGACUCCAGCUCUAAACAACGAAGCGAGGACUUGUUUGACAUGUUGGGUCUGGAUGAUGAUAGGAACAGAGGUUGGGGGAUGAGAACAGAACAGCUCACUAGGGAGUUAUCAGACUUUGGGAUCAUUCAAGAAACAGAUCAUCUCUUGGAUGCUGUGGUCUCAGGUGCUUGUUCCUCCUCCACAAAGCAAAUCUCAUCAGAUGAGACCUCCGAGUCCUGCAAAACCACAAUGACCAAAGUUAGUAACUCAUCCGUUACCACCACACCAUCUCACAACAGCCCUCAAGGAGGUUUAUAUAAUGAGAAGAAACCUGUGGGGCCGCCCCCAUCGUCGGCGCUUUACGGGUCUCAGAUCAGUUCUUGGGUUGAGCAAGCUCACAGCUUAAAGCGUGAAGGCACUCCAAAGGUGAAUGAAACUGCAAAACCGGCUGCUAGUAACCGUAAGAGGCUUAAACCAGGAGAGAACCCAAGACCAAGGCCUAAAGAUCGCCAAAUGAUUCAAGAUCGUGUCAAGGAGUUGCGUGAAAUCAUACCAAACGGUGCUAAAUGUAGCAUAGAUGCGCUUCUUGAACGUACAAUCAAGCACAUGCUCUUCUUACAAAACGUCUCGAAGCAUGCUGAUAAGGUGAAACAAACCGAGGGGGAGUCUAAGAUUAUGAAGGAGGAAGGAGGAGGAGCGACAUGGGCUUUCGAAGUAGGGUCGAAGUCUCUUAUGUGUCCCAUUGUAGUUGAAGAUAUAACCCCUCCUCGCAUCUUCCAAGUUGAGAUGUUAUGUGAACAACGAGGAUUCUUUCUAGAGAUCGCUGAUUGGAUCAGAAGCUUAGGACUGACCAUCUUGAAGGGUGUCAUUGAAACUCGAGUUGACAAGAUUUGGGCUCGCUUCACUGUUGAGGCGAGUCGAGAUGUGUCGAGGAUGGAGAUAUUCAUGCAUCUAAUGAAUAUUUUGGAGCAGACGAUGAAUUGUGGAGGAGGAAACUCUAAGGCUAUUUUGGAUGGGAUCAAAGCUACAAUGCCCAUUACCAACAACACCUUACCGGUUACUACUGGUGGCUGUUCUAUGUAACACAAAUUAGUGACCGGCUUGGUUAAGCUGGAUUCAUAAUUAGAGGUUACGAGCGGACCGGUCCAGGAGGCUCGCUAUGACUAACUUGAAAAAAUCGGUUUGGCUGUUCAAUGUACAUUUGCUUCUCCUUGUUUUUCAUUUAUCUAUGUUUUGGGUUUUUUGCGAAUUUUAUUUUCUGUAUUGAAUCUCAUUUGUGUGGAUUUUUUUUGUUACUUUUAAUCCUAUGGAGUCGAUAUAAUGAAUUAAUCA